Molecule: messenger RNA, 4399 nt
Organism: Petromyzon marinus (sea lamprey)
Lineage: Eukaryota; Metazoa; Chordata; Hyperoartia; Petromyzontiformes; Petromyzontidae
Source: RefSeq, a predicted model, not a curated record
UGCUACUGCUGCUACUCAUGCUGCUGCUACAUUCACGGAAGUGUGCGCGAGUGUGAUGUUGUUGUUGUCGUCUUGUUGUUGUCUUGUUGUUGUGUGCGAGAGAGAGAGAGAAAGUGUUCACGCACACUCACAUGAGCCAUAGUGUUGAAUUGUAUAAUACACAAGAUUUUAAUAUACACCACACAGCACACAAAGACACGUUAUACGUUCACUACAGUACUUAGUAUAGACUGUGCCAUACACAUACUAUCCUACACGCGCGCAGUAAUCACACAUCGUUGAAUAGUUAACUACACUGUAGAUGAAGUAGGCGGUGUGUGUAAAGUUGUCAAAGUUGGUGCGUUAGAAGUGUCGAACAGAGUAGGGUAUGUGAGCGACUUCUCUUCCGUGUCUGCAACACACACGAAGACACACACAUACAGAUAGACACGAUAACUUAAACACAGACAUCCAUACACACACAUAUACAUCAUACGUUAAUACACACACAGACACGCCUACAUAAAGUCGCAUACGGACUCUGACACAUGCAUAAUAGACAAAUCGUAGGCACACACAAACUUACAAAGCCACUCUUAGACACACGCACACACAAACUUACAAAGACACUCUUAGACACACGCACACACAAACUUACAAAGACACUCUUAGACACACGCAUACAUAAACUUACAAAGACACUCUUAGACACACGCACACACAAACUUACAAAGACACGCUUAGACACACGCAUACAUAAACUUACAAAGACACUCUUAGACACACGCACACACAAACUUACAAAGACACUCUUAAGACACACGCAUACAUAAACUCAGACAAAUGCAUAAACAGUACAGGCUAUAACACACACACACAGAGAUAUUCGCACACAACACAGAGACACGAUUUAUGCACCAAGAAGAUGACGGACAAGAUGUCCAGCUUCCUCCACGUGGGAGACAUCGUCUCGCUGUACGCCGAGGGGACGGUGAACGGAUUCAUCAGUACCCUGGGGCUCGUAGACGAUCGAUGCGUCGUGCAACCUGCAGCCGGGGAUCUUACUCGGCCUCCCAAGAAAUUCAGAGACUGCCUCUUCAAGAUAUGCCCGAUGAAUCGCUACUCCGCGCAGAAGCAGUUUUGGAACGCGGCCAAGGCCGGGGCCAACACCGACCCGGCUCUUCUCAAGAAGCUCCACCACGCCGCGGAACUUGAAAAGAAGCAAAACGACACGGAGAACAAAAAGCUGCUGGGGAACGUUGUUCAGUACGGAAACGUGGUUCAGCUGCUGCACAUGAAGAGCAACAAAUACAUGACGGUGAACAAGCGUCUGCCGGCGCUGCUGGAGAAGAAGGCGAUGCGUGUGAUGCUGGACCCCUCCGGCAAUGAGGGCUCGUGGUUCUACAUCCAGCCCUUCUACAAGCUGCGCGUGCCCGGCGACAACGUGGUUGUGGGAGACAAGGUGGUGCUGAACCCUGUGAACGCCGGGCAGCCGCUGCACGCGAGCACUUUCGAGCUCGUGGACAAUCCCGGCAGCAACGAGGUGAAUUCGGUGCAGUGUGACACGAGCUGGAAGAUCACGCUCUUCAUGAAGUACAGCGACAACCAGGAGGACAUCCUCAAAGGGGGGGACGUCGUGCGUCUCUUCCACGCGGAGCAGGAGAAGUUCCUGACGUGCGACGUCUACAAGGAGAAGAAGGAGUACGUGUUCCUGCGCACGACACUCCGCGAGUCCGCCACCUCCGCCACCAGCCCCAAGGCGCUCUGGGAAGUCGAGGUGGUGCAGCACUGCCCGUGCCGUGGUGGCGCCGGACACUGGAACACGCUCUUCCGCUUCAAGCACCUGGCUACGGAGAAGUACCUCGCGGCAGAGAUAAACCCCGAUUACCAGGAUGCAGGGAGUGUGGCUUCCCCGCAAACCCCCGUGGAGACGGAGUUUCCACCGGAGGGCCCGCGAACGCGCGCCCGCCGGCGCCAGGAGAACAUCCACUUCACGCUCAUCUCGGUGCCGCAUGGCGACGACAUCGCCUCCAUCUUCGAGCUGGAUCCCACGACGCUGCAGCGCGGGGACUCACUUGUGCCACGCAACUCGUUUGUGCGCCUGCGCCACCUGUGCACCAACACGUGGGUGCACAGCACGUUCAUCCCCAUCGACGCGUCCGAGGAGCGCCCCGUCAUGCUCAAGAUCGGCACGUCGCCGCUCAAGGAGGACAAGGAGGCGUUCGCCAUCGUGCCCGUGUCGCCCGCGGAGGUGCGCGACCUCGACUUCGCCAACGACGCGUGCAAGGUGCUCGCGCUCGUCUCCGACAGCAUGGAGAAGGCCGACCUCUCGCACAACGAGCGCAAGUUCGUCACGAAGCUGUUGGAGGACCUGAUCUUCUUCAUCGCCGACAUCCCCAACAACGGGCAGGAGCCCCUCAAGGUGGCCAUCUCCAAGCCCAAUCGCGAGCGGCAGAAGCUGACGCGUGAGCAGAACAUCCUCAAGCAGAUCUUCCGGCUGCUGCAGGCUCCCUUCUCGGGGAACGGGCGAGAGUCGCUGCUGCGGCUGGAGGAGCUCUCCGACCAGAAGCAUGCGCCCUACAAGUACAUCUGCCAGCUGUGUUACCGCGUGCUGCGCCACUCGCAGCAGGACUACCGCAAGAACCAGGAGUACAUCGCCAAGCAGUUCGGCUUCAUGCAGAAGCAGAUUGGCUACGACGUGCUGGCGGAGGACACCAUCACCGCGCUGCUGCACAACAACCGCAAGCUGCUCGAGAAGCACAUCACGGCCGUGGAGGUGGACACCUUCGUGAGCCUCCUGCGCAAGAACCGCGAGCCCAGGUUCCUGGAGUACCUGGCCGACCUGUGUGUCUCCAACCACACGGCCAUCGCCGUCACGCAGGAGCUCAUCUGCAAGUCGGUGCUCAACCCCACCAACUCGGACAUCCUGCUGGAGACCAAGCUGUGCCAGAUGACGGCCACGAACCAGUACUGCGAGGUGUGGCUGUACUGGCGCGACUCGGACAAGAUGCCGCACAGCAAGUCGGUGCGCGCGCUGGCCGAGAGCUCGCGCACCUUCAACGCCGACGACGAGGAGAUCCUCGUCUACUACAGGUACCAGCUGAACCUCUUCUCGAGGAUGUGCCUGGACCGGCAGUACCUCGCCAUCGACCGCCUGUCCUCGGAGCUGAGCGUCGAGCUGAUCCUGCACUGCAUGGCGGACGAGGGGCUGCCCUACGACCUGCGCGCCUCCUUCUCGCGCCUCAUGCUGCACCUGCACGUGGACCGCGACCCCCAGGAGCCCGUGACCCCGGUGCGAUACGCGCGCCUCUGGUACAAGGUGCCGACGCGCAUCACCAUCAACGACUACGACGCGUGUAACGGGACGUCGACUGCGGAGAGUCAGUCUCGCUUCAAGGAGACGAUCGCCUUCGUGGAGGACUACCUGCGCACCGUCGUCGACCAGAGCAACCCCUUCUCCGACGGCGACAAGAACAAGUUGACCUACGAGGUGGUGAACCUGGCCAGGAACCUCAUCUACUUCGGCUUCUACACGUUCAGCAACCUCCUGUGUCUCACCAAGACGCUGCUCGCCUUCCUCGACUGCGUGGAGACCUUCCCGGCCUUCGCCGGCGAUCGCCUGGGCAAGCACGGCGGCGGCGGCGGCGGCGGCGACGUUCCCAGCGCGAGCCGCGUGAUGCGCUCGAUCCACGGCGUGGGGGAGAUGAUGACGCAGAUGGUGCUAAGGGGCGGCACCAUGACCGCGGCGGGGCCGGGCGGCCACGGCGUUGACGUGGUGCGACGCAAGCCGGUGGGCAACGGCAACGGGGAGGACGAGGACAUCACCGUGAUGGACACCAAGCUGAAGAUCAUCGAGAUCCUGCAGUUCAUCCUCAACGUCCGCCUGGACUACCGCAUCUCGUGCCUUCUCUCCAUCUUCAAGCACCAGUUCGAGGAGAACAGCAGCCCCGUGGUGGAGGAGAGCAUGACCGAGCUGACCUUCCGCGAGCCCUCCGGUCUUGACCUCAAGAGGAUUGGAGAACAGGCAGAAGCAAUAUUUCACGGAAGCGAUGAGAACGCUCUGCUCGACCUGGACGGCCACGGGGGGAAGCUGUUCCUGCGUGCGCUGCUCCACCUCACUAUGCACGACUACCCCCCGCUGGUGUCUGGAGCCCUGCAACUCCUCUUCAAACACUUCAGCCAGCGCCACGAAGUUCUCGAGGCCUUCAAGCAGGUGCAGCUGCUGGUGACGACGCAGGAAGUGGAGAGCUACAAGCAGAUCAAGACCGACCUGGACCAGCUGCGUCUCAUGGUGGAGAAGUCGGAGCUGUGGGUUUACAAGGGCCGCCAGCACGCCAAGCUGUCGGAGAUGCGCAGCAGCGAGGACCACAAAGAGGACUCCAAGGACACCAUCAAGAAGACUCACAUACAGACCCAUUGA